AAUGUGUGUUUUCCGGUUUUGGCGGGAAAUUUAUUUUUGUGGUUUUGCCUGGAAAAUACUUUUGGGGGGGGGGGGGGGGGGGGGGGGGGUUGGCGGGAAUUUGUUUGUGGGUUUUAGCGGGAAAAUGCAUUAUUUCGGUUUUGGAGGGAAUAUGCGAAUAUUUUUCCGGUUUUGGCCGAAAAGUACGGUUUUACUGGUUUGACCGAAAAGUGUGUUUUAUGGAAAUAUGCAUUUUACGUUUUUUGAGGAAAAACGCAUUUUGCGGUUUUGGCGAGAAAGUGUGCUUUUUAAUUUUUGCGGAAAAAUAUAUUUUUCGGUUCUGGCGGAAAAAUGUAUUUGCAAAAAAAUAAAAUUUACUGUUUGAAAAUAAUAUUUACUUUAAAAGGUCAUUUUUGUUAUUUAUCAUUUUGGAUUGAACUAGAUGCAUCAUCAAGCCUCACCUUCAUUUGGGUGAGAAUUUGAGAUGAGUUUUAGGGGUACUAUUCGAGGCAAGAAGAUAAGAACAACACUUAGGUCUUCACGUUUCCUUUUAUACUCUGCUUUGUUAUUUUGAAGUGUAUUGUAACUUGUAAGGGGUGAAACCACUAACAAUAACAAAGGUCUGACUGAUUAAUAUUCUCAACUGUUUUCAAUUGAUGCAGUGUAGAUGCUUGUUUUUCAGUGUGAACAUGGAAACAAAUAUUUCAAUCUGAGGCCAAUCAAUGCGUGGUUGAAAAGGUCAAAUAUUGGACUCUCUGUAUUUCAAACUGAAAAUUCUCAUCUUUCGAUUGGUGCAAGGGUAUGGGUGCCUAUCUUUCAUUGGUUCGUGUCCCAACAAGCUAGUAAAGACAUGCACAUGACAAUAUUGCUUGAUUGGUUUGGUAAAAGUCUGAACUUCUUCUUGGCAGUUACGUGAGUAUUGAUCUACUAGUUUUUGAUUUAUUAAAAAUAAGUUUUAUACUUGUGGUCAACAUUGUUUAUAUAUAUGCUCUUGUUAUAUGGUCGCUUCUUCAACUAAUCCGAAGAAGUUAGUUUUUGGAAAGCAGAUGGAGAAGAAGUUAUUUACUUCUUUGCUCUUGUUUACCAUGUUUUCAGGUAUUAGCUUCGCAGGGAUAACGACAGAGAGUCCGUUGUCAAUAGGACAAACACUCAGCUCCUCUAAUGAGAUUUAUGAAUUGGGAUUCUUCAGUCCUCCUGAUAACUCACAAAAUCAGUAUGUCGGAAUCUGGUUCAAGGGUAUCAUUCCCCGGGUGGUUGUGUGGGUGGCCAAUAGAGAAAAGCCUGUUACAGACUCCACAGCACAUCUAGCUAUCAACAUAAAUGGGAGCCUUCUAUUAUUGGAUGGAAAACAUGGGGUUGUGUGGUCCACCAGAGAAUCUUCUGCAUCUAACAGGUCUCGUGCCGAACUUUCAGACGAAGGAAAUCUUAUUGUCACAGACAAUGUUUCAGGAAGAAGGCUAUGGGAAAGCUUUGAGAAUCUUGGUGAUACUCUGCUACCUUUCUCACCCUUGACGUAUAAUCUAGCCACCGGUGAGAAGCGUGUAUUGACCUCUUGGAAAAGUUACACCGACCCAUCUCUUGGUGACGUUGUGGCUCAUAUUACACCGCAGGUGCCAUCGCAGCUGUUUACUAUGAGAGGCUCGACGCCUUACUAUAGAACAGGUCCAUGGGCUAAAACAAGGUUCUCCGGGAUACCACUAAUGGAUGAAACAUUAGCAAGUCCAUUUAGUUUCCAGCAGGAUGCAAAUGGGUCAGGGUCUUUCUCUUAUGUAGAUAGAAGCUCAAAGCUUUCACGUCUACUUAUAACAUCCGAGGGCACUCUGAUGAGGUUCCGGCAUAUUGGGACAGAAUGGGAAGUAAGCUAUCAGGCUCCAGCCAAUCCGUGCGAUGUUUACGGUGUAUGUGGACCUUUUGGACUGUGCAUAAUGUCAGAUUCUCCAAAGUGUAAAUGCUUCAAAGGGUUUGUACCAAAAUUCCCUGAGGAAUGGAAUAGAGGAAACUGGACCAAUGGGUGCGUAAGGCGUACUGAACUAGAUUGUCAAGGGAACUCUACCGGUGAAGAUGUAAAUGUCUUCCAUCCUGUUGCCAACAUAAAGCCUCCAGACUUUUACACGUUUGUAAGUUCUGUGGAUGCCAAAGACUGCUACCAAAGUUGCCUCCACAACUGUUCUUGCUUAGCCUUUGCUCAUAUUCGUGGAAUUGGGUGCUUGAUAUGGAAUCAAGAGCUUAUAGACGUAAUGCAGUUUUAUGCGGGAGGGGAGCUUCUUUCCAUUCGUCUUGCACGCUCUGAACUAGGUAUGGAUAAAAAAGUAACACGUGAUUGCUACUUCUUGCAUUGCUUAAUUUCUCUAAUAUUUAUUUGUUUUUUUUUUUUUUUCAAUUUCUCAGGUGGAAAUAAGCACAAGAAAACUAUUUUGGCCAUUGCUGUUAGCAUUUCUCUCUUUGUGAUAUUGGGUUCUGCUGCGUAUGGUUUCUAUAGAUACAAAGUGAAACAUAAUGCUAUUAUAACAACGGAUGCCUCAGAAGAUUCAUGGAGGAAAGGUCUGAAACCACAAGAUGUCCCGGGUUUAAAUUUCUUUGAGAUGAAUACCAUUGAAACUGCUACCAAUAAUUUCAGCCUGUCAAAUAAACUCGGACAAGGUGGUUUCGGUUCAGUUUACAAGGGAAAGCUGCAGGAUGGGAAAGAAAUUGCUGUCAAACGGCUUUCUAGCAGCUCGGGGCAGGGAAAAGAGGAGUUUAUGAAUGAAAUAGUGCUCAUCUCAAAGCUACAACACAAAAACUUAGUUCGUAUUUUGGGAUGCUGCAUUGAAGGAGAAGAGAGGCUAUUGAUUUAUGAGUUCAUGUUGAACAAAAGCCUUGACACUUUUCUCUUUGAUUCAAGAAAAAGGCUUGAGAUUGACUGGCCUAAGAGAUUCAGUAUCAUCCAAGGUAUUGCGCGUGGACUUCUCUAUCUCCACCGUGACUCACGCCUCAAGGUCAUUCACCGAGAUUUAAAGGUGAGCAAUAUUCUUUUGGAUGAGAAGAUGAACCCAAAAAUAUCAGAUUUUGGAUUGGCUCGGAUGUAUCAAGGAACCGAAUAUCAAGACAACACUCGCAGGGUUGUAGGAACUUUAGGAUAUAUGGCUCCUGAGUAUGCAUGGACUGGUACGUUCUCAGAGAAGUCAGACAUCUACAGCUUCGGAGUUCUAUUGUUAGAAAUCAUCAGCGGAGAGAAAAUCUCAAGAUUUAGCUAUGGCGAAGAAGGAAAACCCCUUCUUGCAUAUGCAUGGGAAUCGUGGUAUGAAAAUGGAGGAAUUGAUCUUUUGGAUAAAGAUGUUGCUAACACAUGUCAGCCAUUAGAAGUUAAGAGAUGUGUUCAGAUUGGUCUGCUCUGUGUUCAGCAUCAACCUGCAGACAGACCCAAUACACUUGAAUUGCUGUCUCUGCUCACCACUACAUCAGACCUUCAAUCACCAGAACAACCCACAUUUUCACUGCACAAGAGAGAUGACAGAUACUUGUGUAAGGGUUUGAGCACUGUUAAUGAGAUAACACAAUCUGCUAUCCUUGGGCGUUAAGAAACGAUGUGUAAUGGAAGUUGUUGAGUUAAAUUGAUUUUUUAUUUCAAUGUCGAUAACUUCAACAACAUCACGCUCUUUCAUUUAAAUACAUUUUGGAACAAAAUGGUUCUUAAGUUAAUGUUUAUUUUAUUUUUGAAAAA
Molecule: messenger RNA, 3679 nt
Organism: Brassica rapa (field mustard)
Lineage: Eukaryota; Viridiplantae; Streptophyta; Magnoliopsida; Brassicales; Brassicaceae
Product: G-type lectin S-receptor-like serine/threonine-protein kinase At1g61490
Biological process (GO): innate immune response; recognition of pollen; protein phosphorylation
Cellular component (GO): plasma membrane
Molecular function (GO): protein serine/threonine kinase activity; ATP binding
Source: RefSeq, a predicted model, not a curated record